UUUUUGCGCCACUCGACCGAAAGAACCCAGUAACUCAUAAAUACAAAAGUAUUUUUCUUUUGACAGAAAAUUGCACCUAUGUGCCGUAGCCGCAGCAACGGCGAUGCGUGAAGUCGAAGCCUUUCCACAGAAAAGUAGAUGAGGAAGAUCUGAAAUACUAUUCCCGAGGAGCACAGCCUGGAGUUGUGUGACAGACGAAAGAGAUGAAAACAAGAUCCCCGCGACUGUUAAGCAUUGUGCAAUUUAUUUACAACAACAUUGACACGACACUGUUCUACUAGUUCCUUCUUCAUCUAGCUACCUCAAUACAGAGAGCUCUUAAGUAGAGAAGCGGAAGAGACCAAUAAUCAAGACGAUCUAAUACUAGUAGUUGCAUCUGACUCUGAACACCAGGUGGCUCAUCACACUAAAGUAGUGACAGAUGAACAGAACAAAUAUGGCCUAAAAGCGACACAUCAAAGAACUGCACUAGUAGUUUCAUUUUUUUGUUGGCAAAAAGGAGGAGAACUACUUACACACUACGUCUAGUUGUACUAGGUUGGUUACUUUCAUAAGAUUUUUGGACGUGGUGUGGAGCUUCUAGUGCGCUGCUGGUCGUGCAACGACAGCGAGACCACAUAGUAGAGAAGGAGGAUCAACAUCAUCAUUGACACGAAGAUCAAGAGCUUUCCUUUCCUCCGAUCUCAUUUUUCCUGCCUAGAAGUUCUUAGGCUCUCAUUAUAUUAUCGGCCUAGAGCUAGACCAAGCCAAGAUUUUAGUACUUCUGAAAUACGGUCGACGCGGUCGGUGAACGAAGGAAGUCAUGACCACUUGUACUUACUGGUAAGGCCCACCAGCAAGCGCUGCAAGGGCCGCGAGAUCUAUUCCUGCUAUCUAAGUACAUAGUAGAGCGCCGCACUCCGUCUCAGACGAUCUUCUUCAAAGUUAAAAGCGCUAGCUUUGCUAAAAGCUACGGCUCUGUAGCUGCCUUAUCUCCACGUAGAAGUCCUCGCAUUUUGCUAUAUACAGCCUAGUUUCUUUGGUGUUUUGCAUGCGCAGCGCACGAUUUUGACGUGAUAGUUUAUCAUACUAGCGGCGAGAAAAAAUUAUAGCAAAGUGUCAUAAAAAUUCUCAAAUAAGUAUAUUUUUACCUACAGCGACUUUACUGCGACAACGCGUUUUAAAUACUUCAUUCAAGUCUACUGGUGGCCUGAGAGAACUUCUGUCAAAAUGUACCUUGCUUCGGGGGAAAACGUAGACGCCAACUCGGAUACUUCCGAUUCGUCCGAUGUGGAGGACAGCGAGGCAAUCGCGGCGAGCCGGCGACUCCAGUCCGCGCCCCCGAUGCAGUUCAUGUACGAGAGAAGGUCGGAGUUUGAGUCCCCCCAAAACUUCCUAUCAAAUGAAAAUAUGUCUGGGUCUGGGAGAUUCUGAAACUUACUUCUCAUGCACGUUUCGCAUGGGCCACGAUGUCUGUGAUGCAUGCCGUAGCUUCACAGCUUUUUCGAGGGGUUCUUGAUGCCUAUUGCGCAUGACAAAUGCCCUAACCGCGUAGCAAAAAUUGCAUUCCCUUUGCUAUUCAUGCAAUACAAUUUUUUUUGGAAUCCAAAUGCAGCAUCACAAGUUGCAUUCUACUUCCAGGCCCAGACAUUUUUGCAUUUGAUACUUUCGAACACCCGACGAAACGAAAAACAGCAGUUCUGGCGGGACGGCGUCUUCCCCUGGAACGAGCAAGAUAUGAAUUGCAAAAGUAUCGUAUUCGUAUUGCAAUCAUGCAUUACAAAUCCUUUUGUUAGGGUAAAUCUGCAUUACAAAUGUUAUUUCUCAUGCUGAGGAAAUUUGUAAUGCAUUUAUACGAGUGCGAUACUUUUGCAGACGAUACAAGAAGAAGAGCAACAAUAAUUCGCCGUCGAAAAAGAACAAUCUGAGUAAAACGCCGCAAAGCGGCGGACCGACCGUAGGAGGCAAUGGAAGUCGAGGUAUAGCAGGUGUUUGGAUUUCCAACCAGGAGUGAAGUGUUAUGUUACGUCUAUAAAAAUCUUGAUGGUGUAUGUUCUUGUUCUAAUAUCACGAUGCGACAAGUGCGAAUGGUCUGGUGCAACCUACUGCAGGAAAUGGAAAUACAACAUCGCAUAUAAUUGAGCCGUCCUUUACUUCAAACUGCAUAUACAGGUGGAAAUAACGGCCGGAAGCUGUCUACCCAGCACGAAUCAGACGAUGAAGAUGAAUCCGAACAGGAAGAGCUUGUCCGUCACACUGCACUAUCAAAUGCAAAAGUGUCUCGGUCUGGAAGAAUGUAACUUGUGAUGCUGCGUUUGGAUGUCUAACAAAUUUGUGUUGCGUGAGCAGCAAAAGGAUUCUAAUUUUUGCUACGCGGAGGGCAUUCGUCAUGCGGAAUAGGCAUCAAGUUUAAGAAUCCCUCAAAAAACCUGUGAUGCUAUGGCAUGCAUCACAGACAUCACGGCUCAUGCAAACCGUGCACGACAAGCACAAAUCUCAGAAUCUUCCAGACCCAGACACUUUUGCAUUUCAUAUGCACCAAUGACCUAUGCAAACCCCCAAAGGACAACCCCAAAGUCGUUUUCAGGUCAUCUAGAAGGUGGCAUCAAUGCGGCGAGACAAAAAGCAAAAUCGGAAUAUCGGCACCCAGGAGCUCCUGCAGGUGCCACCGCGGCCCAGGGAGGAGGUUCUUCUACACCGUCUUCGAAGAAAAACAAACAAAACGCGCAGAGUACGUCGUACCAGUUGAGCUCCCCGCCAAGACAAGACCGUGGGAUCGUGUCUAUGCCGUCCGAAGAUCAUGCUGGGGUGUAUUCUCUCGACGGUCAUGGAACAGCCGCUAUCAAGAGAAAAAGUGUUAACGUUAACGGUUUUCACAGAUAGCAGUCAUGCGUCGCAAAUGUAGCUCAAUAUGCAUGCUAUGCAUGACAAAUUUAGGCACGUUUUGUGAUGCAUUUCUGCAUAACGAAUUUCGAUAACGUUAACACUUUUUCCUGUGAUAGCCGCGACCAUGUCGAUGCCACCCGGGAUGAUGAUGAAGAUGUCGAGAGCAGGUGGAGUUGCACAAGACAAGUCAACACCGAACAAGUCAACAGCUAUAACUCCUACGUCCGGGAAAAAGAAGGUGAAUCAAAAGCAAAGCACUAGCCCGGUCGUGACCAAAGCAGGCGCUGGAAGUGCGACAACUUCAAGUCCCUCUAAGAUGGGCAACAAGAAGAACAACAAACAGCUGCAAGGAACUUAUCCUGUGCAAAAGUAUCGUACUCGGAUAAAUGCAUUACAAAUUUUCUCAGCAUGAGAAAUAAAAUUUGUAAUGCUGAUUUGCCUUGACAAAGAAAUUUGUAAUGCAAGACCUGCAUUUAUACGAGUACGAUACUUUUGCACAGCAUAGAACUACACUGACGUCGAUGCAGCCCACCAGCUACAACAGUGCAACAGUAACGUACUAGUAUAAAUUGCAUUACAAAUUGGCUCAGCAUUACAAAUUCAAUUUGUAAUGCUGAUUUACCUUGAAAAAGAGUUUUGUCAUGCAUAAAUGCAAUUAGUACGAGUGCGAUACUUUUGCACAGGAUACCAGCUACAACAGUGCAUCAACCGGGGCGGGCGAGAGGAAGGAAUCGGACGAGAGCGUCGGUUAUCCUGUGCAAAAGUAUCGUACUCGUACUAAUCGCAUUCAUGCAUUACAAAUGUCUUUCUGAACUCAAAUCCGCAUUACAAAUUUUAUUUCUCAUGCUGAGGCAAUUUGUCAUGCGAUUUAUACUAGUACGAUGCUUUUGCAUUUCAUAUCGGUUCGUUUCUCCGCCAAGAAAGCCGCCAGGAUUCGGAGAUCAUCAUUCCCGGGCGGAAAAUGUAUUCCGAAUUUUUCCCCGGCAGGGUAAAACCUGUGACGGAAGGGCACCCAAAACACCAGCAGCAGCUGACGAGGCAGCAGCGGGCGGAGCGACGACCAAGUAGGAAAGUCCCGGGGGAACCGGGAAAAUUGAGUCCGGGAGGGAAGAUAAAGAUUAAACCAGGGGCGCAACAUAUCCCACGAAAAAACUGGUUCACCGUCGUGAUGAUCUUGCAAGAUCUGCAUCACAAGUUUCUUACACAUAACACAGAAAAUUUGCCAUGCGCGCUUCCCAAGUGAAAACACGCGGAAAAAUCCAGUGUCUUGCAGGUGUAGCAAGACAAAUCGUUCUGUGCUCCAUUCUCUGCAUCGCAAGUUCACACGUGAAACAGUUUUUUCGUGCGAUACAACAAGUCUCCUCUACAACGUCCAGCGACGUAUCAAAUGUAAAAAUGUCUGGGUCUGGAAGAAUGCAACUUGUGAUGCUGAAUUUGGAUUCCAAAAAAAUCUGUAUUGCAUAAGCAGCAAAGGGAGUGUAAUUUUUGCUACGCGGAGAGGGCAUUUGUCAUGCGGAAUAGGCAUCGCGAGGCCCUCAAAAAAUCUGCGAUGCUAGGGCAUGCAUCACAGACAUCAGGAGUCAUGCAAAACGUGCAUGACAAACCUGGCAAUCUUCCAGACCCAGACAUUUUUACAUUUGAUACGACGACACGGCGAACCAACGAGCCACAGUGGCGACGAUGGGAGGUGGUCACGACCCGUAUCCUGUGCAAAAGUAUCGUACUCGUAGCAAUCGCAGUCAUGCAUUGCAAAUCUCCAUCCCAAGGUAAAACAGCAUGACAAAUUCCAUUUGUCAUGCCGAGCUAAUUUGUAUUGCAAUCACUACUAGUACGAUACUUUUGCAGUUCAUGACCCGAACAGGAGAACAACGAUGGGCGGCGCGGUGAACAAAUUCCGACAGCAACUAGAGGAGCAGCUGGGUAAAGUGAACAAUGACGGGGAAAGCACAACCAAGUCGAAAAAAUCGACCGACAGCUUGUCCAGGACGGUUUCCGGUGCGAAGAAAAAAUCGUCCGCUUCCCGGUCCACGCGGAACAACAGCCGUAUGAAAGCCUCAGAAUGGAAAUCCUCAAAGUGGAAAUGAUUUAUGAUGCAUGAAAUGCGACGCAAAAAAGACUGUAUUGCAGAGCACGCAAUGGAGGCCGACUAUUGUCCUGCUAGGGGUGAAGAAUUGGAGUGCUGCUUUGCACGACAGAAGGGCACCCCCUUGCCUUAACCUGCAUGACAAACAUGCUGUAAGUGCCCGGAAAAUUUGUCAUGCGCCGACUACAAAUGCCGCUUCAACUGGAGUCGUUUAUUUGCAUUACAAAGUAUUUCCACUAUUGAGGAUUUCCAACCUGAGGCUGUCAUAAGCCGGUUUUCCGAUAACCCGCCACCCCCACCGGCUUUCCAGCCGCCGGUAGACAUGGAUCCGCCACUGUUCCGGAUGAACUCGAUAAACCCGACGGGAGUGGUGAUUGCACCGGGGGAAUUGGAUUAUCCAGGUAUAGUUGGAAACUUUUUAACGAUGACAAUGUAAAAUUAAAUACUUUUCGGGAUGAUCAAAUUAUGUCUUACCGGAACAAGAUUUUUUCCCCUCCUCGUUCGUGUUUGUGCUGUCCUCUGCUUCUGCAUGUACACAAACCUUCCUCAUUACACAAAAACGCAUGCAAAUACUUAUUUAUCACCCUCUUUACGACAACAGCCACCUCGAUUCCGACGGUCCUAGUGCCCAUCGACAUCGCGAACCAGCCAAAGGUGCUGAUGCCCAUCGAUAAUAACGGGACCUACACCGAAGCGGUCCCCGUGCUGAUGUCCUCUGAUUUCGCCACCCCCACGACCCUAUGCAGUGCAAAAGUAUCGUAUUCGUACAAAUGCAAGUCCUGCAUUACAAAUUUUUUUCUUAAGGUAAAUCAGCAUUACAGAUUUUAUUUCUCAUGCUGGGGAAAUUUGUAAUGCAAUUUGUACUACUACGAUACUUUUGCAGUUCAUAGACCCCCAUCAAUGCAGCGGCGUCCCCGUUCAUCCCCCACACGACUAUCAAAUGCAAAAAUGUCUGGGUCUGGGAGAUUCCGAGAUUUGUCAUGCAGUUGUUCCAAGCUCCCCCACGUCUGAAGUGCAGGGCCUAGCAUCAGAGGUUCUGCAGCUCCUUGGUGAUGUGUAUUCUGCAUGAGAAAUGCCCGCUCAGCAUCGCCAGAAGUGGGCACCUUUCGCACGUUAUGCAUCACAGGUCUUUGUGGGAUCCAAAACACGCAUCACAAGUUCGAAUCCUUCGAGACCCAGACAUAUUUGCACUUGAUAACGACUGGCACCCCGCAAUUGCUGCCGUUCGCCACGCCAACCAGUAGCGGUCCGCACGCGAUCAACACUGGUGGAGGGACAAGUACUACUACUCCCGCGUUUUCGCUCGUGUCAGGAGGUGGAGGAAUGAAUGCCGCAGCAGCGGAGUUCACGCCGCAGAGUGGUGCGAACAAUAAUGCGAUCCUGGGCAACGUGAAUGCGAGUAUGUUGAGCGGGGGUAACAUGGACCUGCAAAUGGACGACACAUCAACCGCGAACAUUACCGACGGCUCGGGCUGGGUUGCAAACAAUACUAGUUUCAACUCUCAGAGUAAAACUGGCUCGGCGUACAACAACAAUAAAGGUGGAAAAAUGAUGAACAGAAGCAGUGGCGGAAAGGGGAAUUACAACAAUCAGAACGCCAUGGGAGACGGCGGCCAACCAGGCAGCUGGAUCAACAAUAACAGCAACGACAACUACGGGAAUAACUAUUGGGGCGGUAAUGCAGCUAAUCAGGACCAGCAGAGGGGCAGCGGAAACAACCAAUACACGGCCUACAAGGGCAGUGGCAAUUACGAGUACGACCCCAAUGUUGACCCAGGGAGUUAUAGUGCGUCUUACAUGGAAACAAACAACCCGCAAGGUGGUCCGUUGAACACCAAGGGGACAUCAACGACAAACGGGUACAACAAUAGCUACGCUGCUGGUGGUAUCCCCCAGAAAAAGACCGACAGGUCAUAUUUGUAAUGCAAAAAUAAAUAGAUAAAAAAAUCUGUAUUGCAUGCCCUAAACAGGAUGUUAUGGCCUCGCCCAUGACAGAUUUUCCUGUGUAUUUAUUUUUGCAUUACAAAUAUGACCUGUCGGUCUUUUUCUGUGGGAUAGGUGGUGGUGCAACCUCUUCCUCACAGCAGAACGCUGGAGCAGGUGGUGGCAAGAAGGGCUACAACUAUUCCGGGCAGAAGCAGCCCCGGAACAAAUACGGGCAUUUGGUCGUGCAAAACCAAGACCAGCGGCAAAACCAAAACCUCCAGCGGGAUACAACGUCGAGUGCAGACCUCAAUGUAUCCCACGAAAAAACUGUUUCACUGUGAUGAUUUUGCAAGAAUCGCAUCACAAGUUGUUUGUGACACAUGAGGACACAGAAAAUGUGUCAGGCGCGUUUUUCCCAUAGGGAAAAACACGGUUGGAACUCCAAUGCUCUAUGCAGGUGUAGCAAGACAAAUCGCUCUGCGCUCCAUUUUCUGCAUCACAAGUUCACAGUGAAAGAGUUUUUUCUUGCGAUACAAUGCCGCGCAGAUGUAUUCGGUUUUUUCCCCGGGCACCGGCGGUUUAUCCUACGUAAAAACGUCCCCACACCAUAGUCAAGAUGGGAAAUCUGCAACAUAAAUCUCCAAGUUUUGGAAGUUCUGCAUGACAAGUUUCCAUCUGCAGUGUAGUGCUGGUUAGCCAGGAAAGCCGCAUGAGAAAGCCAUUUACUCAUUCUGUUUACAGCAUUACAAAUUCCAAAACACGACUGGAAACGCCUCUCAAGGAGAUGCGCGCUACAAAUGUUCCUGUCAUUGCACAUUUGCAUGACAACUCUGGGGUCCGCCUGCGCCUUCGGUGUCCGCCUGACCUACCCCCCCUGCGUGUCAAGCCAUCUGCGGCCUGGGGCAGAGGGGGGGGGGCAAAGUGUGCUGCAAUUCCUUUAGCAUGACAACUCUGGGGUGGGGUCGUUUUUACACAGGAUACGGCUUUCACCGGAGUUACUCGGCUUUCAACAAAAACCAGAAGGACUACGUCCAGGGAGCGGAUGGGCAAUACUAUCCGCAAAACAACUACAUGGGAGGUGGUGGGGAUGAUGCCGGAUCUUCAUGGGGAGCCGGGUACCAGCAUCCCCAGGGGAAUUACAACGCGAACUGGUAUGGAGGGACCACGAACAGCAGCUACAACCAAUACGGGAAUCCAAAUCAGCCGGGGCUGCACAACAAGGGUUACGGGAAACACCAGCAACAAGGUAAAAACUACCCUGCGAGCAACCAGCUCGCAGUACCACCGUCGGCGGCGACCAAGCCACGCGCUUCCUCCUCGAGUUCAGCGACGACAGCGCAGCUGACGAACAAGCAGCUCUCCCACGGGACCGCGGACACACCCACAAGGCGGAGAAAACACCACGCACCGAAGCUGUCAAAAGCGAAAAAGCUGGAGCGGCUGGCUACGCAUUGCAAAGCAAGUAUCGUACUAGUAGUAAUCGCAUUACAAAUUUGCCCGGCAUGAGAAAUGAAAUCUGCCAUGCUGUUUUGCCCUGGGACGUAGAUUUGUAAUGCAUGCUUGCGAUAAUUACUACCUACGAGUGCGAUACUUUUGCACAGGAUACUAGCGCACGUGGCGUGGCACGCAGAGGCGACGAGUAUGGGGUGGCUAGAUGAGGACACCAUGAUAUGAAUUGCAAAUGUGUCUGGGUCUCCUGGAAGCUGGUAACUUGUCAUGGUAAAUCUGAAGCAUACAAAAAUCUGUGUUGCAUGACUGCCAAAAGCAGCUCUUCACUUUCGACCAAGGUGGGAGGGAGUUUGUUCUCAUGUAGGAUAGGCAUGAUAGGGAUCUCGUCACAGAAUGUCUGUCAUGCUAGGUCCCGCAUCCCAGACCUCAUGGGUCAUGGAAAACCUGCAUGACAAGUUUACGCUCUUCCAGACGACCCAGACAUAAUUUUUGCAUUUGAUACAUGAAAUUCGUGAAGCACGACGCGUUUCACGGCAGGUUAUCGGCGCUAAGCGAAAAUAUGAACUGCAAAAGUAUCGUACUCGUAUAAAUGCAAGUCUUGCAUCACAAAUCUUGUUCCCAAGGCAAAUCAGCAUUACAAAUUUCAUUUCUCAUGCUGAGGAAACUUGUGAUGCAUUUAUACGAGUACGAUACUUUUGCACAGCAUAGAAAAUCACGUGCGGCAACAUGGGGUAUAUAUGCAAGAAAAAAACUGUGUAAGUGUAACUCUGUAAUGCAGAACAUGCAACAGAGCUACACCUGUCAUGCCAGACAGCCAUGAAGUCCUCUGCUCAAGUGUGUUUUCCCUUACAAGCCACGCAUGACAGGUUUUCUCUGCCAUGUAGAGCAAAUUUGUGAUGCUGUUUCUCAAAGAAAGUUACACUUACACACUUUUUUUCCUGGAUAGUAUAGGAUUUUGCGACUACAACCUAACAAGGAUUGUCAUUCGGUUUUUUCGUUCUGUUCCUCGCCAAGGGAUGAAGCGGAACGAAAUACUUAAAUAAUACAAAGUGUAGAAGUCGUGUUUUAUUUGAGCUCCUCAGUACUAGAACUUGUUCGUGAUGAAGAAAACGUCUGCAAUUUGAAUUUUAGUCACAGUGACUGCAUUAAGACAAAAGCAAGACUACUAGUACAGCACAAAUUAUGGAUGUGUCAGGAUCGAAAUCGACAAAAUCGAAAAACUUGUGAUGCGUAAAAUGUAGAGCACUGAAGGCCUGUCUUGGGGCGCAGGCAUAUGAGGCCGAUUGUAAGCCUGUUUAGGGGUAUGCAAUGUGCUGCCAGAGUAGCAUGGCCGGAGCAGUCUUCUUUGUCCAAACAGCAUGACAGACUGCAUUUGGGUGCUCCCGAAAUUUGUCAUGCGCCACUUGAAGACUGAGGCUCCAACUGACAUCGAUUUUGUGCAUCACAAAUUUUUCGAUUUUGUCAAUUUCGAUUCUGACGCUCCCAUACAAAUUCAAAAAAUUGAAAUUGUAUCAGGUCCACCGCUACUGCGUAUGCUGUGCAAAAGUAUCGUACUCGUAUAAAUGCAGGUCUUGCAUUACAAAUUUCUUUGUCAAGGCAAAUCCGCAUUACAAAUUUUAUUUCUCAUGCUGAAAAAAUUUGUAAUGCAUUUAUACGAGUACGAUACUUUUGCAGUUCAUACUGCGUCUCAUUUCACCAAGUGCACCACAAAGCUUUGAGUAAUGCGGACGGAAUAUGGAUUGCAAAAAUGUCUGGGUCUGGAAGAUGUCAUGCUGUUUUUGCAUGACGCAGAAGGUCUGGAAUGGAAGCUCUAGCAUCACAGAUUUCGAGAAGGUUCUGCAAUGCCUAAUCCGCAUGACAAAUCCCCCACUUUGGUGACAAGAAGUGGGCAUCUUUUGCUGCCUAUGCAUGACAGAUUUGUCUGUGUUGUGAACUGCGCAUCACAAGUUCACAUCCUUCCAGACCCAGACAUUUUUACAUUUGAUACGGAAUGGGCUUCGUGUUUUCCUCCUUGCUGCCCUGUACGAAGAAUAUCCAGAAAAUCAAGUCGAUUUUUCUGAACAAGAAGGGCCAGGUAUAGUAAAAAUAAAUCGAUCUGCUGAGCAGCGGUCGUGUAUCCUCUGAUUUUGCCAAACGAUAUGAACCGUAAAUGCUGUGAGUCGUGCAUGAGAAACACAUUUUGAAGUGCAUGGAAAAAUGCAUGACAAAUCAUAAUCAAAUACUAUGAACACCAGAUCAUGAUCCGGCGAGAGAAGGAGCUCAACAAAUGCAUCAUCCCGCUGGAAACGGACGACCCGAACGCACACACCACCGCAGAAGGCCACGAAAAAUCGAAGCACAGCGCAGCGAUCGUCGACCACGAAACCAAAUCCUCCUCCUCUGCGGACGGAGAAGAUCAUAGGAAAAACGCGCCCAGCACCUCGAGCGACACCGGAAGAGCCAUCCCCUGGAAGGAAAACACGAGGCUGCACAUGCAGAUUGACCUGGACAACUACAAAGUGAGCUUUUGGCUCGAGGAAAAAUACGAAGAAGAUACGGACGAAUACCACGCGACGGAUGUGCCGGUGCCGGAGGAUGCGGUAUUAUUUGAUGCAAUACAAAUGUAUUUGAUGCAAUACAUUGUAUUGCAUCAAAUACAAACAGACAAAUGGGAUAACCAUGUAUUUGAUGCAAUACAAAUUUGUUCGACGGACAAGUUGAAAUUUAUACAUACACAUCAGAUCACCGUCGAUUACCGUUCCUACUUCGACCUAGAACAAGACGACCUGUCCCAGGGUUUUCUCACCAUUGUGCUCAAAUCCGCGGUAUGCAUUGCAAAAGCCUCGUACUAGUCUAAAUUGCAUCACAAAUUUUGGCAAGAAGGUUAGUGGAAUUUGUAAUGCUGUUUUCCCUUAUGAAAAACAUUUGUCAUGCAUAUUUGCAAUUAGUACGAGUGCGAUACUUUUGCAGUUCAUACGCGGGCGCUGGUGCGAGAUUUGUGUCGUACGACAACCUCACCCCCAAGCCGGAGUUGCCCGCCGACCCCCAGCACGACAUCGAGGAGCUGACGACCCCGACGGUGUCCUCGAACUUGGGCAACAAAACGCCAUCCGGGGCAGCGGGUGCAGAAAACAAGAAGAAGAAAACAAGACGGAACAAGAAGAAAAACGCGGCUGCGAAUUCCGCCGGAAACUCACCAACGAACGGGGCGGUGAACAAGGAUGAUGAGGACGAAAACACGAAACCGACGGAUCACGCAACGUUUCUCGGCGAGGUCAGCGGGGAGGUGAUUGAACAGUUGGAGGACAGAUUAUUGACGCAGUCGAAAUCAACAAGGAAGAAGAAAACGACUUCUGCUGGUGGUGGUGGUCCAAAAACCGCUGGUGCUCCUGCAGCUGCCGGCUCAACCACGUCGUCCGUGUCAGUAAGCAAGUCUUCGCCAAGCAAAAAGCCCAGUGAGGCAGCUACCUUGUUGGACCAAUCUCCCGGGAGUGGCAGCACUGCGGAUUCUAGGACGGCGGACGCUUGAUCUUCAGCUCUAGUACUUGUUCAAUUAUGUAGCGCGUCUGAUCAACAUCAAGAAGGAAAUUUCUAAAAACGAAAGGUAUUUUUUGCUAAUAUUAAAGUCGGAAGGUGUGAUGUCGUGGCCGCCCAAGCCUAUGCUAUGCUCUCUAUCUUCCCGACGAGGUGGACGACCUCUGCUUUAUCUAUUGUAUUUGUGACUGACACGAAGAGAAGAGCUCCGAUUCUUCGCUUCUCCUGGCCGAGGUAGCAAGAGUUGAGGUGCUCGAACUGAAAACUCUCUAAAUCAAACGCAUUUUUUUCAUUUCAACGCGACACAGUGGUCUCAAGAUGAACUGCGAAAACUUUUACGUGACUUUGUGAUUUUCAUCUCCUAUGUGAAGCUUUCCGGCCUAACUUUUUCGAAACUUUUAUACUUUUUGUGAGGACGAGAAUGUCAAGGGUUGUUGAAAAUGUGUACUGGUAUUCUAUUUCACGAAAGGGCUCUAUAAUAAGUCGAGUUCGACUUUUUUCACUUUUUUGCUUUCAAGAGGUGAUGAGUGUUUGUGUGUAUCGCAAACAUUAUAGAAGAGAUGAUGUGGUAGAUUCGAUUAGGACUAGCAGGAGGGUGCAACAACAUCAAGAGGUACAACUAUAAAUCGCAUGAAUCAUGUAUCUGACAGCUAAAUCUGAGACUACGGUCCAAAAACCUGCUUCUUUUUGCGCGCAUGAGGUUUGUUAAACAUAAUUUCACGCAACAUAUACUUCACUGGCUUUCCAAG
Molecule: messenger RNA, 12585 nt
Organism: Amoebophrya sp. A120
Lineage: Eukaryota; Dinophyceae; Syndiniales; Amoebophryaceae
Source: the annotation of a GenBank genome assembly